CCGAGGCCCGAGCGCCCCGCAGGGGCUGCGGGUCCGGGCGCCAUGUGCGGACCCUGAGGCGCCGUGUGGUCUCGUGGAGCGCUCUGGCGUCCCCGAGGGGCUCCGCGCCGCGAACUGAAGCCAAGCGCUUUGUAAUCCCGGAAGCGCUUUGCAUCUCGGGGAUCGCGGAAGCACGUCGUGGGGCUGGAAAGCAACCCCGCGCCCGUAGGGAGCCUCGGAUCGUUGUGACUACGGCGAAGCGCGCUGGGGUCUCGGGAAGCCUGAGCACUGUGAUGGGCAGUGGAAGGAAGGGGGAGAGGUGCCCAUGGCGUCGGAGCGGCGCAAGGUCAAGUACCACUGGAGCGGCGCCUCGGAAGGCUGUCCCCGCAAGCGCAGCUGCCUCCGGGAGCCCCGUGAUGUGGCCCCCUCCAGCCGGCCGGCUCCGAGCUCUGCGUCGCGGGCCGGAGGGACCAGCAGCCCCAAGCGCCUGAGAGCCCAGAAGGAGGACGAUGUGGCCUGCACGCCGAGGUUGCCCUGGGGCUCGUCCUGCCGCAGAAAUUCCUCCUCCUCCUCCUCGUCCUCCUCGCAUUCCUCCGGCCCAGGUGUGGGCGGGGCUGCCGCCCGAGGCUGCCUGAUUCGGAGUACCCGGGGAUUCCUGUCGUCUGGGGGAUCCCCUCUUCGCCCUGCCAGCCCCUCUCCACAAGAAAUGGCUUCUCUAGAGGAGGAAGCCUGCAGCCUUAAGGUUGAUUCAAAAGAUAGUUCCCGUAACUCCAUGAACUCUGAAUUUGCAGCUGAAGCAGAGGGUCAGAAUGAUACAAAUGAGGAGCCAAACAAGGUGCAGAAAAGGAAGAGAGAUAGAUUUCGAGACCAAGGCUCUACAGUCAUUUACCUAAAGGCUAUCCAGGGCAUCCUGGGGAAGUCAAUGCCAAAAAGGAAGGGAGAGGCUGCCACGAGGGCAACAACAAGCACAGGAGAGCGUCCCAUCCGUGGAGAAGGGCCAGGCAGGAGUGUCACCGUAUCUCCUCAGAAGGGGAAAGAGUCAGCCCCAGAGGUGAGAGCUGAGGACGAAAAGGCUGUGCCUGAGAGGAGCAGCUUCUGUGACAGGAGAGUGGUAAUAGACCCUCAGGAGAAGCCUAGUGAGGAGACACCUGGUGACCGAAGGACAGUCAUUGACAAGCCCUCUCCAGCCCUGGAGUUUCUGGAUGACUCUGACUCUCAUUUAGAAAGCCACAAGCCUAAAGAAAGGGAGGUGGUUAUAGAGCACACCUCUUCAGGAAGUGACUGGUCUGACGUGGAUGAGGUCUCCACAGUCAGAUUCUCUCAGGAGGAGCCCAGCUCGCUGAAACUCUCCACAGUUCCAGAGCCUUCUGCCUUCCCCACUGACUAUGUCAUGUACCCGGCUCAUUUGUACAGUAGUCCAUGGUGUGACUAUGCCAGUUAUUGGACCAGCAGCCCCAAGCCUUCUGGUUAUCCCUCCAUGGGCAGCAGCAGCGACCCACUGCAGGCAGGGAGGAGCAGCCGGGGCCUCCUGAGUGAUUAUUCCCCUAACUCUAGAGUGAGCUCCCAGAACACCUCUAGAGACCAGGAUGUGACAGAGGAAGGCAGAUCCCAGAACACUCGUUCAUUUCGUUUCUCCAGAAGCUCAGAAGAAGAGGUGAAGGAAAAAAGAGCACUCCAGGAGGAGGCGGUACCUCGCUCCUGUGGAGGACUUGCAUCUAGCUCCCUGCCAAGGAACCAUCGGGAGUCAGGCCUCGAGGAGGGUUUCAUUGAUACCCACUGUCACUUGGACAUGCUGUAUUCCAAGUUGUCUUUCAAAGGGUCCUUUACCAAGUUCAGAAAAAUUUAUAGCAGCUCCUUCCCGAAGGAAUUUCAGGGCUGCAUCUCUGACUUCUGUGAUCCUCGGACACUGACAGAUUGCCUGUGGGAGGAGCUGUUGAAAGAGGAUCUGGUCUGGGGGGCCUUUGGCUGUCAUCCUCAUUUUGCACGUUACUACAGUGAGAGUCAAGAAAGAAAUCUUUUGCAAGCACUAAGGCACCCCAAGGCUGUGGCAUUUGGGGAAAUGGGCUUGGAUUACUCGUAUAAGUGCACUACGCCUGUCCCAGAACAGCACAAGGUGUUCGAGAGACAGCUACAGCUGGCUGUGUCUCUGAAGAAGCCCUUGGUGAUCCACUGCCGAGAAGCUGACGAAGAUUUGCUGAACAUCAUGAAAAAAUUUGUGCCCUCAGACUACAAGAUCCAUAGGCACUGCUUCACCGGCAGCUACCCAGUCAUCGAGCCCCUGCUGAAGCACUUCCCCAACAUGUCUGUGGGCUUCACUGCAGUCUUGACUUACUCCUCGGCCUGGGAGGCCCGGGAAGCUCUGAAGCAGAUCCCGCUGGAGAGAAUCAUUGUGGAAACGGAUGCUCCCUACUUCCUGCCCCGACAGGUUCCCAAAAGCCUCUGCCAAUAUGCUCACCCAGGCCUGGCCUUGCAUACAGUUCGAGAGAUUGCGAGGGUCAAAGAUCAGCCUCUCUCCCACACCUUGGCCACCCUGCGUGAGAACACCAGCCGCCUCUACAAUCUUUAAGCAGAGAGGGUACGUCAGGAGAAAAAGGACGACCAGUGGCCUGACGGAAGAUGGGUCCCAGGUCAAGGAUGUGUCUGGAGAGCCCAGUGGAAUGGAGGAAAGAGGACAGGAUAUUUGCCUUGAAGUCCCAUCAGAAGUCUUUACUUGGGGCUGGUGGGAGGGGUGGGGUGCAGUGGAGCGGGAUGCCAGUGAGUUUCCCUCCAGGUCAGUGGAGAAGGAGGAGGCUGAGAGGAGGGCACAGUGUGUCUGCCAAUCCCGACCCCUGUGCUCUGCAGUCUGCUGUUUUGAGCAUUCUUCACACACGCCUUCCUCCUCGUCUGAGUACGUGUUGGUGUGUAACUCGGCUCCUGGUGGUUCUCAGUUCUAAAAAUGAACUCCCAGGCAGGACAUCUCCUCUGGGGGACAUUGGCUGGACUCCCUGUCUCGGAGACUUAUGGUCCCGCCACCUCGAAGUUGUCCCCCUCCCUUCCUGGGUUAAGUCUCCAGUUUGGCUGCUGGCCUCACUGGUUCCACUACCUCCAGUAUGGAGGGGCUGGGGGACUCUCAUUUUCCAGGGGACGUCCUGGUCACUGGAGAUUGAGCCAGACUGGGGGACUCAAGGAAGAGAAGCCGGAGAAGUUGUUUCUGUUUACCGGUGCCCGCAGGGCUGCAGCUCACUUGUGUUAAACUGCUAAGGGUCCAGUCUGCAGCAGAUGCGACCUCUGAGUCCACCAUUGGGGGUCUCAGCUGCCCGUUGCUCUAUUUUGGCUCCAUUCUCCUGGAACAUUGGACCAAGAAUACUUCUGCUUCACCCCAUGUAACAUCCCCUUGUGUGCCCCACCCAGGUUGAGCGAUAAACCAGUUUAAUUCUUCAAAACUCUGCUGGGGCCACGCAGCCCUGGCCUUCUGCCUAUGCAGAGCAAGCAGGCCUGGAGUCUGCUCUCCAGUCCCCUCCCAGGGCUCUCCUCGGCCUUUGCGUCGUCUGGUCCUUUCUCUGUUGGAAGUGAGUUUCUUGGGUCAUCAGGGUCUAAGCUCUGUUCUGUUCCCUGCUGGUAUAUCUGUUAUAGGCCCUGGAGGGUUAUAAUGGUUAGGGGUUAAGUGUGAGGACACUCUGCACUUUGUCCAAAAGGAUCCUUUACCCCAAUCUCCCACUGUGAGACAGGACACCCUGAGUCCCCCUGUUUCUUGGAGGCCAGAAGCUUAAACUGAUUUCUCCAGGUGUUUUCGGAAGGUGCAUUUGAGCCUUUUAAGUGCAAAGGGAAUGGACUCAACACUUCCUAUCCAUAUUUCUGUCUUGUACCCACGUCACUGGCCUGGAAAGCAGGCCUUGAUUCAGUCAACCCUCCGUGGAUCAGCUGUGUGUUGUCUGUGCCUCCUGUUUGCCCACGGGGAAUCGGGCUUGUUCUCCUGCCUGGUGGAAUUGGAGGACUCAGCAUUUCAGAGUGCUUUAUUGUCACCCAGAUGAACUGCAGUCUGUCCAUUCACUUCACCACGAGCCCCAUAAGUCAUUACAGCCCAUGCUGGCAACUGACUGGCCCUGUGCCGGAGGGUUCAGGGUGAGGACUGAAUGGGUGUUCCCAAUCCUGUGCGGCCUCCCGGCCAAUGGUAAAGCACAAGGUGCUACAUACUUUCACCUCUAGGAUUUAAGAUGGCCAUUUCUGCGUGUCACACAGUGAAACACGACCUGUGUGGGCACAAAAGCCGGUGGGCAUUGUUUUUGAUUUGAUUUUUGGCUGGCUGAUGUGAUCGUGUGUGCUGUGCUGCCGGAAUGCCUCUGUAUCUGCCCCCACCCCAUGCCCCUUUUGGCCAUCUCUUUCUGAAAAUAAAGUGAUUGGUCUUCAGCCA
Messenger RNA from Canis lupus familiaris (dog), 4369 nucleotides. RefSeq names its product TatD DNase domain containing 2 (gene TATDN2). The record is from RefSeq and is a predicted model, not a curated record. The transcript has 8 exons. Lineage: Eukaryota; Metazoa; Chordata; Mammalia; Carnivora; Canidae. Gene Ontology annotation, molecular function: hydrolase activity, acting on ester bonds. Bases 305 to 2545 code for a protein of 746 amino acids.